AUGGUCAACCACAUCAUAGUGCUCUCUUUUGGAAGAGAAGGCAAGAUCGAAACUCGGAGAACUGAUCGGAGAUCGGGUAUCAUCGAUCGGCUUAGGCUCAAGUCCCGGCACCAGGCCGAGCCUAGCGCAGUCGACUGCAUAUUGCGACACUGGUGUACUUCCGACCUUCCCGCUAAGGCGACGCGUUCCAUGAGCACGACGCCGCAUAGCCAAGAGGGAUCGGAUCGCGAACUGAAGGGGCCAGAGGCUCUUAAAGAUCCCGAAAAGGGCUCGCAGCCGGCGCUUUCCCCCACCGGUCCUGCUUCUUCACCACCCCCGCUUCACUUGCCCCCUGCCGCUUACCUUACCCUUGUGGGCGGCUGGCUCGCUUUGUUCUGCGGUUUCGGAUUCCUCAAUGCAUUUGGGGUCUUUGAGUCAUAUUACAAAGAGCAGAUCAUUCCCUCUACGUCCGAGUCGACAAUCAGCUGGAUAGGCUCCUUUCAGUCAUUUUGGAUGCUGGCCGCCAACGUUAUCGCCGGACCAGCGCAGGAUAAAUUUGGCCCCAAGCCCCUGCUCUUGUUCGCCGCAGUCUGCUUCUGCUUCAGCUGCAUGAUGGUCUCGCUCUGCCACCAGUGGUGGCAUCUCUUCCUGGCUCAAGGUGUCCUGCAGGGCAUGGCUCUCUCCAUCGGAUUCGCCCCACCGAUGGUCUGCGUGUUGCAGUGGUUCAAGCACAAGGGCCCCCUGGGCGUCGCUGUCAUCGUCUCGGGCUCCUCGGUCGGUGGUGUGGUGUGGCCGAUUGUCGUCCGAGCGCUGCUCAGCAACGUCGGCUUCGGCUGGACAUGGCGCGCUCUAGGCUUCAUCGGCGGCGGUCUGCUUUUGGUCUCCACAGUGCUGACCUCGCAGCCCGACAUGUUUGACGGGCAAGACGGUGAAGACGAUGUCGCCCACAACAAGCGCGGGCGUGUGACUAAAUUUCUCCUCGUCUCCUUCGGUCUUUACCGAUCGUCCAAGAAGCGACCACCAAAGCGUGCAUUCUUCUACUUUGACGUCCUCAAGCUGCUCUCGUUCCAGAUGACACUAGUCGCAUGGAUGUUCAUCUAUCUCGGCCUUUUCUACACGUUUUUCUACCUGCCCUCAUGGGGAAGGUUGUACGGCCUCAGCGAGGACAUGUCUUUCUACUCGAUCUCGAUCCUCAACGCUGCCUCUUUUUUUGGCCGUCUCUUCCUGCCCUUCCCCGCUCUCAAGGUUGGCGCUUUCAACGUCGCUAUUCCUUGCGCCCUGGCGAGUGCUGUGGUCGUUUACGCGUCCUUGGCUGUCGACACGUCUGCGGGUGUUCUGAUCAUCGGUGCCUUCUACGGUUUUACUUCUGGAGGUCUCAUUUCACUCCUCUCGCCCUGCAUCGCGCCGCUCUGCCCUGACAAGACCCGAAUCGGCUCUGCCGUUGGUCAAUUCGCUGCGAUGUGCUCCGUCGCCAGCCUGUUGAGCGGACCCAUAGGCGGGUGGAUCAUUGGCGCAGGCAAGACACCCCAGCAGGGCUUCCACGGUGCACAGGGCUUCUCUGCAGGCUGCCUCACCCUUGGUGCCAUUUUCUUGUUUGUCGCAAAGCUGGUCAUUAACCGCAACCCAUUAGGCAAGGUCUGACCAAGGUAUCAUAC
This is a messenger RNA of Acaromyces ingoldii, 1634 nucleotides long. RefSeq names its product MFS general substrate transporter. Gene Ontology annotation, molecular function: transmembrane transporter activity. Bases 1 to 1620 code for a protein of 539 amino acids. Gene Ontology annotation, biological process: transmembrane transport. The transcript has 7 exons. Lineage: Eukaryota; Fungi; Basidiomycota; Exobasidiomycetes; Exobasidiales; Cryptobasidiaceae. Gene Ontology annotation, cellular component: fungal-type vacuole membrane. The record is from RefSeq and is a predicted model, not a curated record.